This is a messenger RNA of Scheffersomyces amazonensis, 315 nucleotides long. RefSeq lists its product as uncharacterized. NCBI's taxonomy places the organism in Eukaryota, Fungi, Ascomycota, Pichiomycetes, Serinales, Debaryomycetaceae. The record is from RefSeq and is a predicted model, not a curated record. Bases 1 to 315 code for a protein of 104 amino acids. The transcript has a single exon.
AUGGGAUUCGAGCCAACUCUUCGUUUUCGUAGACUCUAUCUUAUCUUUGAGGAAAACAAAGAAUGUUUAGGAAAAUUACCAUUGGAAGCAAUUCAUGAGUGUAGUGGAAAUGAUUUACUUUAUAAAGUAGUGAAGAAAGAAGCAUAUUUUGUACGUAACAUAGUGUUGAGUACGAAACCUUUUUUAAGAUACCUGAGUUGUCCUAAUACAAGCGACGUGGUACUACAAUUAUUCAAUGAAUGCGAAGCAGAUAUUGCUACAAUCAAUCCGCCUUCAUUAAGUGAUCAUAAGCUUAAAAGGCGUCGAAUAAAUUAG